Messenger RNA from Spodoptera litura, 3597 nucleotides. RefSeq names its product sialin. Gene Ontology annotation, biological process: monoatomic anion transport; transmembrane transport. Lineage: Eukaryota; Metazoa; Arthropoda; Insecta; Lepidoptera; Noctuidae. Gene Ontology annotation, molecular function: transmembrane transporter activity. The record is from RefSeq and is a predicted model, not a curated record. Gene Ontology annotation, cellular component: membrane.
CUAACCGCGUGAGGUCGCGUCAGUCGGGUUUCUGCGCUUGCCGGUGUUGGGUGUGCGUCCUCCUCGACUCUUAUAUUCGUGUCAUAGUUAAUUUAAACCUGGUAUUUAUAAAUUAAAAUAGUCUUACCUGUAUUUAAAAUUAUUUAAGGACGUAGUGUAUUCUAAAAUAAGUGUGUUCAUUUUACGUAAAGUGUGUUUAUUCUCUAUUUAUUAUAGUGUUUAAAAAUAAGACGAUCCUACAGUCAUUCCAAAGGCGCGCACCAUGGCCAAAACAGAGAAGUCAUUUCCGAGAAACUUUACAGGUUGUCUAACAUGUGUCCAAGUACUGAAUAUUAUGGUCCUCCUCGGCUUCAUGUUGAACUACGCCCUCCGAGUGAACCUCACGAUUGCAAUUGUAGAAAUGAUUUACGAUGACAAUGACAACCACACUGCUGCCUUAAACAUCACCUUAGGACCUCACAACGUUACUGAGCACCCAGAACAUAUCGAGCAGACUCGUUACCACUGGGAUACGAAACAGAAGAAUCACCUUCUUGGUUGCUUCUUCUGGGGUUACGUGCUCACAGAACUGCCAGGUGGCAGACUGGCAGAAAUUAUUGGUGCUAGGCGGGUGUUCGGAUACAGCACCCUGUUAGCCAGUAUCCUCACCCUCCUUACUCCUGGCUCUGCAGCCCUCGGCUUCGGAUGGAUUGUUGCAGUCAGAGUAUUACUAGGAUUCCUUCUCGGAGCGACAUGGCCAGCUAUCCUGCCAAUGGCAUCUAAAUGGAUUCCACCAAUGGACAGAUCAAAAUUUAUGUCUAACAUGAUGGCGUCAUCCUUAGGUGCAGCGAUGACCAUGCCGAUUUGCGGUUUCCUAAUCGCCCACUUCGGAUGGGAGUCAGCUUUCUACUUCACAGGUAUCAUCGGAGUCAUGUGGUCAGUAGCAUGGUUCGCAGUGGUAUACGAUACUCCAGGUCAGCACCCUCGCAUAUCCGAGACGGAGCGCAACUACCUCAUGAAGGCGCUGCCACAGGACAACAACAGCAAAGGACACAUUCCAGUACCAUGGAAGAAGAUGCUGCUGUCUCCUCCAGUGUGGGCCAUCAUCAUCACCCACGGAGCCUCCGUCUUCGGCUACUUCACCGUCGUCAACCAGCUGCCCAGCUACAUCGAGAGCAUCCUGCACUUUAACAUCAAACAUAACGGUCUCCUGUCAUCUCUACCGUACCUUGGCAAAUACCUGUGUGCGCUCGCAUCGUCAGUGCUCGCCGACCAUCUGAGGCGAAGCGGCAAACUCUCCACUACCGCUGCAAGGAAACUCUUCACUGGAUUCGCUGUGGGACUUCCAGGUCUAUUGAUGAUUGCUCAGGCGUACCUCGGCGGUGACCGUGUGUGGUCCAUCGCUAUCUUUACAUCAGCGCUCACCAUCAACGGCGCCGUCACCGCUGGCUACCUCGGCAACGGGCUGGAUAUUGCUCCCAACUUCAGUGGAACUAUCUUCGGCAUGGCGAACACUCUGUCAUCCUUCGGCGGCUGGUUGUCUACCUUCAUGGUGGGAGAACUCACCAAGGAAAAUAACACCCCGGACCAAUGGAAGAUAGUAUUCUACAUCUUAGCGGGCACAUACAUCACUGGCGCCCUCUGCUUCGUGAGCUUUGGUUCAGGGGAGCUCCAACCAUGGAACUCUGCCAAACCUACUGCUGAAGUCGAGAAGCAGCACGAGGAACAACCUCUUAAUGAGGAGAAGGCGUGAAGAGCUGGAGGUGGAAAGUCAGGCAUGCUAGAAAGGUUUGAAGGAAUCUAAGACACAGUCAGUUUUGCUUUUGAUACCAAUUUAGAUCUUGUUGGUAUGGAUUAAAGUCGUUUUUUCUUUGUUACUAUGCAAUUGACUGUUCGCAAUAUAAAAGAAAUUAAUGAAUUUAGUUUAUUCAAGUCCCGAUUUGGAAGUAAAUUGGGAUCGAAAACGAUGUUGAUCUAGAAACCAUUAGUUAUUUAUAAGGAUCUUUGUAAAAGACAUUUUUGUGAAGAUUAUAACUGUUUCCCUAGGGAAACAGUUGAAAUGAAAUAAGAUCUACCCUUGCUUAGUCAAAUAUAGAUCUUAUUUCAUAAGCUUGAAGGUAGGUAUUACAAACGACAUUUUAAAUUCACUAUUUUCAAGCAUGUCUGACAUUCGUUUUUAUUGUUGAAAAUAACACAUUGUUAAACAUUUCACUUAGGAUCACAAUCCGUGGGGAGAUUCGACGCAAUCUCACCACUAUAACUAAUAAAAUUGUUAUUCAUCUAGGAUAUUAGCAGUUUUUAGCACUAAAAGACUAAAAGAAAAUAGUAAAAAAAUAUUCAAAAGUCAAGAUCAAACUGCUAAUGUCCCAGAUCCACUAGAAAAAGCAAAAGAAAUGAUUUUCUCACUUCUAAUCAAAUUACAAGUGAGAAAAUAGUUCCUGAUGUAUUGUUAAAAAUAUAAAGAAAUAAAAAAAAAACUCAAAAAAAGGCUGUUUAGUGUAUAAAUAUAUAAAUGUGAUGUAUUUAUAUGGAACCGGCGCGCUCAUGGACUCGGAUAACGUUGGUUCGUAAGAAACCCGACUCAUAAGUAGUAGAUAAGUGUCUAUACUUGCGUAUGCGCAUAUUUCGGCGUUGUGAUGGAAUGAUGUAAGCUUAUAAAUAGUAAAAAGUCCAUUAAUUUUUCAAAAUUUUAUUUAAAACGUUCUCCCACAUUAGAAUUUUCUCCUAUGUCGUGGGUGCGUUUACAAACAUACAAGUUCUAACUCUUAUAAACCAGAGAACUAAAGCAGAUUCGUACGAGGCCAUCAUGAUACUACAGGAGUCUAUAUUUCUAUCCGAAUUUAAUAAUUUUACAUCAAACCAUACAACGCGGAUAUUUAUUAAAAUAUAAGUUUUGUUGCUUCAACGCCUUUGGUAAUGCGGACACGUGGACAAUUUGCGAGGAGGACGCGUGAUGAAAUGUAAAUGAUAAUAAUUAAUCCUUCGUUAAUGUUUGACUGAAGUAUCUCUGGAAUUUGGAGUGGUCUGGGAAUGCCUGAUCUUUCUUAUGUUUACAUGAAUUGUGACAUUAGAACUCCAACAUGUUUUAAUAGCUACGUCAAAAGCUCAUAAUAGUUCACUGUGUCCUUUAUUUAAAGGAUAUUUUAAUUUGAAUCUGCAGGUAAUUUAAUAAUAUUGUCGACCUAAUUGCCGAUGUAUAUCUCCUAUUCAAUUAUAUCAUCAUUUUUAGUAAAAUACCACUUUAUAAAAAGAUUACUAAGAUAAUUUAUUAUUAUAAUAAAUUUACAAAAACAUUGACAAAGGAUUAAAAAUCAAUGCAUAGACACUUCGUUUACAUUUCACACGUAAGUGCCACUUAGUAAGGGAAUAGAGUAGCUUACCAAAUCGUACUGAUAGUCGUAAGGACGGAUCCGAUCCGGGGACCAAAGUUGAGGACAACAAAAUCAUUCAAACUUAUUUAUUUUGUGUCUGUAGUUGUGUUUGUUGAACAUUUCAAACAUUAGAUACAGGUGCCAAAGUACGAGUGAUUUAAGCUUAAAGAAAUCGUAACGAGUACGCGUUCGGCACUCUGAUUGGUUGGUUCAUUGGUGCCGGCCAAUCAGAGCGGCGAAAGCGUAC